Molecule: messenger RNA, 621 nt
Organism: Caenorhabditis remanei
Lineage: Eukaryota; Metazoa; Nematoda; Chromadorea; Rhabditida; Rhabditidae
Exons: 4
Coding region: 1-621 (206 amino acids)
Source: RefSeq, a predicted model, not a curated record
AUGAGUGAGAGCUCUAGCUUGGAAAAUAACACACAAAUCCUCCUUGGUGACGUCAUCAUGGAGCAAAACACGAAAGUACGCUCUACUGCUCACCUUCAAGAGAUUGAUGAUAGCUGGGGUAUCAGAGAAGUCGAGUUCCAAGUUGAUAACUUGAUUAUUUCCCGGCUUGAUUGGGCAUGGGGUUCCGUUGGUGCAUGCGUCGAUGUUGUUCCUGGAAUAGGAGAUUGGGCAUCACUCCUCGAGUCCUCGAAUCGAAUGGUCUUACUGAAGGUAAGCCCAUGCUUGAACCAUCAUACACGAGUCGUCUCCGGAUUGGUUGUCAUGAAGCAUGUACUCGAGUUGAUAUGGCUGAUUGUCCUUGAGCAAAUUGAUGAUUUGUUCGAAUUGAGUGAAGUCAAUGGUCACGUCGAGUUCUUGAUUUCCUGGUUUGACUGGGCAUGGGACUCCGUGGUCGCAGGCGGAAAGUCGAGUCGUAUGGAGUGGCAUUUAAGAAUUGAACUGGUCCAUUGCUGCAUUGCCACCAGUGCAUUUGAUGGUCAGUUCCAUUUGGUGGGGCACAGUUGUCCAAGUUGGAUGGGAGGACGAAUGAGGAGGCAACAAUGGCCAAGACGGAGAGGAUGA